Molecule: messenger RNA, 490 nt
Organism: Emiliania huxleyi CCMP1516
Lineage: Eukaryota; Haptophyta; Isochrysidales; Noelaerhabdaceae
Exons: 2
Coding region: 1-357 (118 amino acids)
Source: RefSeq, a predicted model, not a curated record
AUGAACGGCAAGGUCGGCGUCGUCGUCUCCGCAAACGCUUCGACCGCCCGCUUCGGCGUGCGCGUGGCGGGCGAGGCCAAGGCACUCGCACUGAGGCGCGCACUGAAAUGGCCGGCCAACCUGCAGCCAGCGGCCGAGGCGGUGGCGGUGGGCAGGCUCAUCCUCAAGGCGGCGGAGUGGUCGCCGCAGUCGCACGAGCUCUUCCCGGAGGCGGCUCGCAAGCGGGCGGUCGAGGUGAUGCGGCUGGGCUACCUGAUCGCUUGGGACGAGGAGCGCUUCGACAGCCGCGAGGGAGCGGCUCCGGAGCUGGCGGACAUCUGGCGCGGCUUUGUGCUGCCAAGAGUGGUGGUGCGAUGACAUGAUGACUGCUUUGGUCCUGUUUACUUCGUGGCAGCCAACCCCCCAGGAUCUCGCUCCUCUUCUCUCUCGCUCUCGCUUGGUGGUGUUGGACUGCAUUUGUUUUUUUGUUUUGCGGCUUCUUGUUUGUAAG